This is a messenger RNA of Drepanopeziza brunnea f. sp. 'multigermtubi' MB_m1, 1050 nucleotides long. The record is from RefSeq and is a predicted model, not a curated record. Lineage: Eukaryota; Fungi; Ascomycota; Leotiomycetes; Helotiales; Drepanopezizaceae.
AUGAACACCGGUCUUAAGAUCUAUACCACUCUUCUUCCUCCUGCCCUUCUUGCUCUUCCACCAAGCCUUGCGCUAGUUAUAAUCGACCUUGCUAUCCUUUACGCUUUUAUAACUACUCGCAUGCCAUUACUAGGUGCCCCAAGAGCUCCUUGCUUUAAUAAUGCCAAUAUCACCGAUUUCAUCGAAAACAAGACCGAACAAGGCCGCUUAUUCUUUCUCGGAUUGCCCGUCGGAAUCCGAAACAAAACGAUUAAGUAUUAUAAGGUCGACGAACUCGACUUAGACUUUUAUGCCGCCUUCGACGACUUCGUCGCAUUCGUUCUUAAGACCGACCAAAGUGCUAAAAUUAUCGAAGCUAUGAAUCGAAAGAAGUCUCUUUUAGCCAACUUUACUAAAGAUAUUCGGACCUUAGUUAAAGAACACACCGAGCUAGCCAGCGUUCUUGAUCUUAGCCUCAAGUUCGAUUCGAAGACUACGACGAAGCCCUUAUCAAGUAUACCGCUCAAGAUGCCCGAAGUAAAGUCAGCUUCGGAAGUGGAGUUCAGAUUGCUGCUGUCGGCUACGGACCACAAAGACGAAGAAGAAGAAGAGGUAAAAGAUACGGGAACCAGAUGCAAGACUAUAGCUUUUGCGAGAACUCCGAAGACACAACUCAAGCUCUUUAUUAAUACCGGGAUAAGUGUUGCUUCGGUCGAGAUCAACGCCGCCGCAAAAGACAAAGCCAAAAAGCCUUUCCAGCCUUCGGAAGGAUCCAAGCCUAUUAAGAUCAAGAAGAAUGUCCGACAACAAAAGGAAAAGAACUACGGCACCCUUAGAGCCCGUGCUUCUCAAGAAUCGGGUACUGCUGUAAAAAUAGACUCGGAGAAUAAGCUGUUCGAUGGUUUAAUUAAAGAAGAGUCUUCUAGACCUUCUAGACUAACUAGAGCCGACGAAGCUAUAAAGGAUGUAGAAAAAGAAGUUAAGAUCACUCAGCGAGUACUAAGAGGAAAAAAGAAAAGGACCUACAGACGAGAGAAGUUUAUUGACCCUUACGUUACUACUAAAGCUUAA